Sclerotinia borealis F-4128 is the source of this 1002-nucleotide messenger RNA. The record is from the annotation of a GenBank genome assembly. Lineage: Eukaryota; Fungi; Ascomycota; Leotiomycetes; Helotiales; Sclerotiniaceae.
AUGUCUUCCAUCGACUAUAACAUCAGCUUGUUCGCUGGAACACCAAUUGCAACCGUCGCUGAGUUCACUAGAGCUCAAUGGCUCGAUCUCGCGCUUGUUGCAAAAAUCGAUGACCAACAAGUGGAGCGACUUGGUUGGCUUGACCUUGAGAAGAAUUCCGGACCACACACGCCAGUUGGCGCAAUCGUCCCGGUAGUCCAGGUCAUGGCUCCACCCCCAGCAUCAAGCUUCCAGUUAUUCGGCGAGCUUGCCAUCGAGCUUCGAAACAAGAUCUGGGCUAUGGUGUCCUCCGAUCAUUCGCGUAUUAUCACAAUUAUUGAAGAAGAUGUCAAUGUUGCGAUUCAUCCCAACGAUGAUGAAUACACAGUUACCGGCGCAAAGCGUCCGCGAUUCCUCAGAACCUGCAAGGGUGCUCUUACCGCAAUGGUCGGCGUUUACCGACCAAUGUUUCAUCUAGACUCUUCGAAGUAUCACGGUGAAAAGAAGGGCGUUUUCGUCAAUCCAGAUGUCGACGUUAUCGACUUCGUCUCUUUACGUUUCCUCCAUGGCCAAGCACCACCACUUGGGUACAUCAGCGCCUUGAAAUAUCGCGGAGAAUUUAGUAUGAUCCGUCAUGUUUGUCUGCCAGUCCAAGAAUUCCAUGACAACUUUCAAAAAGUUGCAAGAAUGAUUCGUGAGAUUCCAUUGCUCGAAUCAGUGGUUGUUGAGGCCAACCUUAUCGAUCUUACUCUUCCAGAUGAUCGUUACCUGCAGUUUGAAUUUCAGGAUGUCCACUACACCAGACCUAAUAGGUCUCCACGCUCCGACAUGACCAUCAAGGCCAUGAAUGGUGGCUUUCCUUUGGUUGGUUUACCUGCCAUUGGAUUGCUAUUCAACAGAAUUACCAAUUUGACGCAUAGAGCUGGCGUUAUGGAGACCUUGGGCAGGAUCGAGACCAUGAUGCGACAAGAAUCCAAUUUUCCAGACCGAGUUCUUGGUCAAUUCAAUUAUCACAAUCAUUGA